AUGGAAGCUCUCUUUACUUCUGCUGCAUACACCAUCCCCAAUUUACCGGAGACAAAACCUCUCCUCAAAUCUACCCUACUCGCUUCGUCCCAGUCUUCGUGUUGGUUCUGUAAUUCACCAGCCAAGCGAGUCACGAAGCUGAGAAUCAGGGACGGAUCAAGUCAUGGACUUCGAAUACAAGCUCUCUUACGCAACGAGUCACCAAGUGAAGGCGAAGAUAGUAUGCCUGAAAGUAGUGGGUUUAGCUUUUUUCCUGGUGAUAUCUUCUCUUUGUCAGAGGAAAAGCUUGGGAGUAAUCACAAUGGUAUAAUCGAUGUGGAAACAUCUCUUGCACAUCCUCAGGGUGCUGGGAAUAGUGGAGGAAAUCGAGGUGGGCUUUUUAGAACUCCAAUAUCUGGUGGAGUUCAAAAUGCAACAUCAGCUCAUGCGUUACCUCGGCCUGCUUUAGCUGUACGGAACUUGUUGGAGCAGGCUAGGUUUGCUCAUCUAUGCACAAUGAUGUCGAGAAUGCACCACCGUAGGGAAGGGUAUCCGUUUGGCUCUUUGGUGGAUUUUGCACCUGAUCGGAUGGGGCAUCCAAUCUUUUUAUUUUCACCGUUGGCCAUCCACACACGAAAUCUCUUGGCUGAACCUAGAUGCAGCCUCGUUGUCCAGAUACCCGGAUGGAGUGGCUUAUCAAAUGCAAGAGUGACAUUAUUUGGUGAUGUGUACCCAUUGUCAGAAGAUGAACAGGAGUGGGCUCAUAAGCAAUAUAUUGCAAAGCACCAGCACGGUCCUUCCGAGCAGUGGGGAAACUUUCACUAUUUUAGAAUGCAGAACAUAAGUGAUAUAUAUUUCAUUGGAGGCUUUGGUACCGUCGCUUGGGUUGAUGUCAAAGAGUAUGAGGCUUUACAGCCAGAUAAGAUUGCUGUUGAUGGCGGUGAGAAGAACCUCAAGGAACUAAAUGCCAUUUUCUCGAAGCCGCUUAGAGAGCUACUGUCUACCGAGUCAGAGGUGGACGACGCUGCUCUAAUUUCUAUAGAUAGCAAAGGGAUAGAUGUACGGGUUCGUCAAGGUGCUCAGUUCAGCAUACAAAGGCUAGCGUUUGAGGAAGGUCAUGGUGUUGAAACGCUAGAAGAAGCUAAAUCUGCACUAUGGAAAGUGAUAGAGAAGGUCAAGCUAAACUAUAUCCAGAAAUGA
Molecule: messenger RNA, 1179 nt
Organism: Arabis nemorensis
Lineage: Eukaryota; Viridiplantae; Streptophyta; Magnoliopsida; Brassicales; Brassicaceae
Source: the annotation of a GenBank genome assembly